AAAAAGUACACUGUCGAUAUCAUCAAUCGCUAUACACAUAUCGAAAUACGCUUUUACGAUUGCAAGGAAACUUGUUUACAAAUUCGUAAGUGAAUCAUAGAAGCUAUUGAAAAAAGCAGCAAAGAUCUCAAAGUUGACGAUGAUUAUAUUUUUGCAUUCAAAUGCUCCAUGGAUGAACAAUGUUACUGCAUUGUCCACAAUAAAUCUUCUGCCAGUUGUACUCAUUGCCGAUCGCAAUGUAAAGUAUUAGAAAGUGAUGAUAGCUACAGAUGUUGGUUUAGGGAUCAAUUGGCCAGCUCUGCAGGACCUGCUGAGAAUGACAAGGGAACACAAAUAAAACUAGAUAAUGAUCAGUCACCAGAUGAAAGCCCCCUAUUAGUCAAGAAGCCAGAAACAGAUGAUCUCAUGAAGUUAUUUAUUGAUUCUGCUGCCCAUUAUAUGAUAAUUGGCAUUGGAUUGUCUGUCAAUGUGACUGACCUCACUCCUCUUCCUCAUCUAACCAUACUCAAUCUCAUUCAAGUGUUCCAGAGGUGGAGUGACUCCAAUAAUGAUGUCACUUGGGCUAAGAUUCUAAAAGUCUGUCAAGAUUUCCCUAAUCAGCUUGGAAAAGCAGAAGCUGACAUCAACAAGUUCCUUUUGUCACCUGAAGCUCGUGAUAAGUAUUUAAAAUGAUUCAUUUUUAUGCAUUUUGCCUUAUCUUCCACAUUGACUAUUACUAUAACAUUGAUUAUCGUUACUAUUAUCAUUAUUAUUAAUCUGAUGUGGAGAGAUUCCUGUCAUCAGAUAGAGCCUGUAGAAAAUAUAAAUAACAAUGAAAAUAUAAAUAACAAUGCAUUGCCAUUGACUUUUAAUUGAAUUCAUACAUACGUAAUACUUUAAUGCACUAUACAUGACAUGCAUACAUUAUACUGAUCGAUAUUGUUACUGUGACUAUUAGUAUUAGUAUUAU
Messenger RNA from Amphimedon queenslandica, 949 nucleotides. RefSeq lists its product as uncharacterized. The coding region runs from base 169 to 672 and encodes 167 amino acids. The record is from RefSeq and is a predicted model, not a curated record. NCBI's taxonomy places the organism in Eukaryota, Metazoa, Porifera, Demospongiae, Haplosclerida, Niphatidae. The transcript has 3 exons.